AUGGCGAAUGACCUGAACGCGACAGUGGGCGCGCUCUUGUUGGGGACGCUCUUCACCGCCGUCGGGUUCGGGAUCACAACUAUGCAGACAUACAUGUAUAUGUCACGAUUUCCGAAUGACCCGAAGAUCAUUCGUUGGACGGUUUGGACACUCCUUGUGCUGGACGUCACCCAUGUUGCACUCACCUGGCACAUGAUUUAUUGGUAUUUGAUCCUGAAUUACAAUAACCCUGCGAGUCUGGAUCUCUCUGUCUGGAGCUUCGAUAUCACUGUUGUGAUCACGGCCGUAGUCACAGUUGUAGCACAUUGCUUCUACGCCCGGCGCGUGUACAUCCUUGGUAACCGGCAAUGGAUUAUCGCGGCCCUAAUUCUGAUUUUAUCCGCUAUGCGGUUGAUCUUCGGUUCCUAUGUCACUGCAAGAAUCUUCCAGAUCAAGCUGCUCAAGGAGCUGUGGGGUAAAAUCGGGGUUGAGGUCGGGGUCGGAAUGGGUGCAGGCACCGCUGCGGACUUGCUCAUCACUAUUUCGCUCGUAUGGUAUCUCAGAAAACACAGGGGAUUCAGCAGGUAA
Messenger RNA from Sparassis crispa, 567 nucleotides. RefSeq lists its product as hypothetical. The transcript has 14 exons. Lineage: Eukaryota; Fungi; Basidiomycota; Agaricomycetes; Polyporales; Sparassidaceae. The record is from RefSeq and is a predicted model, not a curated record. Bases 1 to 567 code for a protein of 188 amino acids.